AACGAAGAUCUUAAUCGCCGUUGGAGUAAUCCUAAUCCUAUUCUACACCCUAUAAUAUACCACACAAAAGGUCUCAUGGAGUACUGCACCAGGGUGUUACUCAGAUCACCUCACGUCUUCGUGGAUUAUCAUGGACACUCGACAAGGAAAAACGUAUUUCUUUUUGGCUGCUCAAGGUCAGGAUCAUGGAGUACAAGUGAUCGUGCUCUCUCUGCUACCGAUCAACCCGUUCAAUGCCUAAUGCUUCCACGACUCAUGCAAAAAACAUCAGUUGCCUUUGCCUUGUCGUUGUGUUCCUUCAAGGUCGAGAGGAACAAGGAAUCCACGGCCAGGGUCACCAUAUGGCGCCAACUCGGCGUUACAAGAAUCUUUUUUGUUUCAAUUUCAAAAAUUGUUACCAUGACCGGAUUCAUCACAGGAGUUACACGAUGGAAACGAGCUUCUGUGGUUGUGAUCAGGGCUCACUUGCAGGGUCACAUCUUAAUACUAUCCAUUUAAAGAAUGUCGGGAAAGAUUUUUGUGCGGCGAUGGCGGGAUUGAGGGAUAACGAUGAGACCAUGACGAUGGAUGACUCUGGAAAAUUGGAGAGAGAAUCACAAUCCUGCUGUCCGCUGAAUUGCAUACGGGAAAGACGCAACUAUUCAAAGUGCAUUCAAGAAAGACGCGCAGAGUGCCACAUGGUCAGGAAUUGAUGAAGGAGGAAAAAAACCUGCCGAGGAAAAGAGAUUGAAGCCAGGAUCUGAUGAUUAACGAAAUCAUGUUGAAGUUCUAAUCAAAAAUGUUAUACAUCGAACAAAAACUGACGAAAAUUGUUGCAAUUCUAUUAUUUAACCGAUAAUUUUUUUCCAUGAUAAGGUCCAUAUAAUUUUGCCCUUGAUGUUGUCAGUAGUUUUGAUGAAAAAAUUCACCACACAUAAUAAAG
Fopius arisanus is the source of this 922-nucleotide messenger RNA. RefSeq names its product cytosolic carboxypeptidase 1. Lineage: Eukaryota; Metazoa; Arthropoda; Insecta; Hymenoptera; Braconidae. The record is from RefSeq and is a predicted model, not a curated record. Gene Ontology annotation, biological process: protein side chain deglutamylation. Bases 234 to 692 code for a protein of 152 amino acids. The transcript is spliced from 5 exons.